AUGUAUAAUUUCACUUUAUACCGAGCUGACAUCGCUAAAGAAAGAAGAGAACGAGCCAAUAGUCGAUUAUGUCAUAUAGUAAUUUGCGACAGCAUUACAAAAUGCCGAGGAAGCUAUCAGCAACGCAUUGUUAAUCGCAAUGGUUUUGAAAGGCUUACCGAGGGAAUACGACACGUUUGCCAUGGUAGUUGUGCAAAGCGAGAAACAAAUGACUUUCGCCGAAUUCAAGAACGUGUUGCGAAGCCACAAGGAAAGCGCAAAGGCACAUGGUGGGAAGGCUGCCAGCGCGGGGGAGAAUAUCAUGUUAAUGAAGCAAAAGUUCGACUUCAGAGUGUUGGUCGAAGACAUCGGAAAGAUGGUGUAGCAACUGUAAGAGUAAAACCCACGAGACAAAGAAUUGCCGGAAGAAAGAUGCGUUGAAGACAGCAGCCGAGAAGACAACGUCAAGUGAGAACAAUGAACAUAAGUUUGCCUUUACAUGCAAGGACACAAUUAAUAAAUCAGGUAUAAAUAAUAAGAGUAAUUCUAGUUUAUUAGUCAAUACUGGAGCCACAAGUCACAUUAUAAAUGACAAAUCAAAAUUUGUGGACUUUGAUGAAGAAUUUAAUCCUAGUGCGCAUGUCAUAGAACUCGCUGAUGGCAGUAAAGCCAAUGUAGUAUUAGGAAAAGGAAAUGCCAAAGUUAACUUUAUGACGUCAAUGGUAAUGCACAUGAAGUAAUGUUAAAUAGCACAUUGUAUGUUCUGUUCUAUGAUCAAAAUAUUUUUUCAGUGCAUGCUGCGAUAGAAAGGGGGGCCAGUAUUAGUUUAGAUAAGCAGCUGAAACAGCUCAAAUGUCCUGAUGGCACAACAUUUGGAAUGGAACAAAAAGGUAGGUUAUAUUAUUUAAAUAGUAUUUCAUCCGCUAAGAAUAGUGCAUGUUCUUUGCAUGAAUGGCAUAAAAUCCUUGGUCACUGUAAUUAAGGUGAUAUUCAGAAAUUGGAAAAUAUUGUAGAGGGGAUGAAUAUUUCCAACUAUGAUGAAGUAGAGUGUAAAGUUUGCACUAAAGGUAAGAUUUGCCAAUUUAGGAAUAGAUCCCCAGAUGAAAGGGCAACUGCUCCUUUAGAUUUUGUGCAUUGUGACCUGGCUAGUCCUAUUGAUCCUGUAGGAAGAGAUGGCUUUAAGUAUGCUUUGUCAUUCGUUGAUGAUUAUUCAGGGAUUAUUAUGGUCUAUUUUCCCUGAGCCGGCAGCAUGAAGCGCCGUGCGAGGGUACUAAUCCCCCCCGGCUAUUUACACCCGGGGAAACGAAAGGAUUAGCAAAGUCUAAAGUUCAUCAAUGAGCGUGGGCGUCAGUCACCAACGAUGGGUGGUCAUCCUCACUGAUCUCAAAAAUAUGGCGGACUGUCAUGAAUAACGGACACUGAUUGGUCCAAUUUAAAGUUUGCAUUAUAACGGCUGCAUGACGACAGCGAAAUAGCAAACAUUUCUUGAUUUGAUGAGUUGAUGAUUGAUAAAUUUCUUGCAAAUAUUCUUCAUUUUUGCUCGUAUUUCUGCAAGAUUUUGUACAUUUCAAGAAAGAAAGGGCGAAAGAAUCAGCUAAACGAAGGGAGCCGACGUUAACGAAGGUAUGUUUGUUUUAAAUAUUGAUUUUAUAAUGGCUUUAAAACCCGACAGCCUUUGCGUAUAUGAAACAACUAAACAAGACAGCAUAUAAUUUCAGUGUAUCUUUUUGAUUCCCUUUUUUAUUAUAUUGAAUUUUUUAAAUAAAAAAUAAAGUAAAGUUAUUUGCAAGCGAGAAUUUGAAAUCAUUUUAUUGCAAACUCAAAGUUUAUCGAUAAAGCCAUUUAAUAGUUAAAGGCAGUUUAGUUUUAUAAAGAACACUUUAAAACGUUUUGUGAAUUGUUUCUGGUUGAAUUUUACCUUAAAUUGAAGCUUGUAUUACGUAUAAUUACAUACCUAACAUUAAUAUGUUGGGAAAUUGAUAAUUUUGUAAUUAAAAGUGAUAUUUUUAGGCGAUUUUCAUUUGUAAGAAUAUUCUUAAAAAAUUAUUGUGUUACCAUGACAACUACUUUAGAUACUUCAUGCUUGGAAAAUACAACGAUUUUGUCAGCAAGGCGAGGGUUUCUGCAUGCAUGUAUUUUCUAGUCUAAAAUGUAAGAGUGAUUCCCCAGAAGCAUUACAGCAAUUUUUGGCUGAUGCUGCUCCUUUUGGGAGGGUUAAGCGUGUCAGGAGUGACAAUGGCACAGAAUUCACUAGUCGUAAAUUCAAAUCUAUUCUUCGAGAAAAUAGGAUAAGGCACGAGAUGUUUGUUGCUUGAGGCAAACUUGCCAAAGUCCAUAUGGACUUAUGCUGUUAUGGCAGCAGCCUACAUCAGAAAUUGUUGCUUCAAUACGAGAUUGGGGGUACCCUGACAUUUUGCCGAAAGACACUUUGCCAAACAGACAUUUUGCCGACAGUCAUUUUGCCGAACGGACGUUUUGCCGAAUGGAAUUUUGCGGAACAGACAUUUUGCCGAACGGACAGUUUGCCGAAAGGACAACUUGUCGAAAAUAAAGAUGUUAUUUCUUCAAAAUAUUUGGCGCUGUGACUCAUUUUCUCAACUGUGUAAUUCUCAAACAUUGUGCAAAAUAACCAUUAUAUGGUCAAAAGCAGUGCAUAAUGGUUGUUAGCAGUGCACAAUGGUCAUUAGCAGUGCAUAAUGGUUGUUAGCAGUGCAUAACCAUAUUGACUAUUGGUAGCUUGUUUGUGCAGUGGAUGAUUCAUUUUUGUUAGGAACGUGUUUUGAUAUCACAUUGUAAACAAACAAGCAUAUAUAAAGAUGACGUAAGCGAAUUUCACUUCGAGAAUCAUAGAAUACAUUCACAUGCAGUUAUCGGGGCAAUCACAUUCAUGAAUGAUGUUUAAUGAUGUUAUUCUUUAUAUCGCGAAUUUUCUGUAAACUUGUCAAAAACGUGAAUGAAUAUAAAACGAAACUAUACUUCACUAUCAAAGUCUCUGUCAUCAAAAUCGACAAUUAAUGACUUUAAUCACAGAAACUAUGAUCGUGUAAGCGAAUCUUUAAAGUUCAGAAGAUAUCUCUAUUUUCAGCAAACUGUCCGUUCGUCAAACUGUCCGUUUGCCAAAAUGUCCAUUCGUCAAAACGUCCGUUUGCCAAAACGUCCGUUUGGCAAAAUGUCUAUUCGGCAAAGUGCCUUUCGGCAAAGUGUCUUUCGGCAAAAUGUCCGACCACCGAGAUUGAGCAAAACUCCUUGUGAGGUAUUUACAGGGUCUAAAUGUCUUUGGUUCCGUUCGUUACACAUAUGUGCAAAAUGCAAAGAAAUUGGAUCCUAGAAGUAAACAGGGUAUAUUUGUGGGAUAUGAUAAAAGAAGUCUGCAUAUCUUGUCUUUUAUCCUGAUUCCAAUAAGAUUGAACGUGUAAGGUGUGUGAAAUUUUUCAACAAGAGCAACCAUGAAUCCAAGGUUGAUCCUGACGAACAGGAAGGGGAAUUUCUGCCCUGUAAAGUGUCUGUACCUAUUGCCAAUGAGAGUGCAAUAUCAACACAAGGGGAUGAAAGUGCAAAUGGCACUGAAAGUGUACAUGAUGAAGUACGGUAUCCUAGUUGAACUCGUACUAAGCCAACAUAUUUGAACGAAUAUGUAACUGGUAAGGUUGUUGAUGAUGCAGCAACAUGUGCAGUUGAUUAUUGCUAUAGAACCCAAGCAGUACAUUCUCCUGAAAGGAAUAAAUGGGAAAAAGCCAUGGAUGAUGAAAUUGAGGCCUUAGAGGGCAAUGAAACUUUCGAGUUGGUCCCACCCCCAAAGGGCCGUGAGGUAGUGGGGGGGGGGAAUGGGUGUAUACCGUUAAGACAGGACCAGAUAAGGCUGAAACAUACAAAGCUCGUUAUGUAGCAAAAGGCUACUCGCAGAUUCCUGGUAUUGAUUACCAUGAAACCUUUUCCCCAACCGCUCGGAUGAGCUCUAUUCGUGUUUUAUUACAGCAGGCAAUUCAGAAUAAUAUGCUUGUUCAUCAGAUGGACGUAAAAACAGCCUAUUUAAAUGCCCCAAUAGACUGUGAGAUUUUCAUAGAACAGCCAAAAGGCUACGAAAGGGUAGGACAAAAUGGUGAGAGGUUGGUGUGCAAAUUAAAUACGUCUUUGUACGGUCUUAAGCAGAGUGGACGCAAUUGGAACAACAUGCUACAUGAUUACCUUAUGAAGGAGAGCUUCACUCAAUCACUUGCUGACCCAUGUGUUUACAUUAGAAAUGGUGGUACAAAUGAAUGUACAAUUAUCAUCAUUUGGGACCUUGGGUUGAUGAUCUCAUAAUUUCCGCUAGCCAUGAAAUUCUUUUGCAGAGUGUGAAAGAUUCUUUAAGUAAUAAAUUUAGAAUGAAGGACCUAGGGGUAUUGUCAUGGUUCCUAGGCACAGAAUUCAAGUGUUCUGAAGGUGCAAUUGAAAUGAGCCAAAAGCAAUAUAUUGAGAAAUUGCUGUUAAGGUUUGGCAUGGCAGAAUGCAAGCCAAAGGUGACCCCAACGGUACUAGGUUUAGAUAAGGUUGUGGAUACGAAAUCACCUGAAUUGAAAGAUCCAACUCUUUAUAGAGCGAUAGUUGGGAGCUUAAUAGAUGUGAUGACAGGUACAAGGCCUGAUUUGUGUUAUAUAUAGUCACUAAGCUUUCCCAAAACAUGUCGAAAUCCACUGAAGCUAACCUUAUUGCUACAAAGUUCUAAGGUAUUUGAAAGGCACAAUUGAGCAGAGAUUCAGGAAAUCUGAGAGCACUCUAAAACUUGUUGGGUUUCGUGACUCAGAUUGGGGAGGCAAUGUUUGUGACAGGUAUUCAGUUGUUGGACGAGGGUCCUUUCAUUUCUUGGAGAAGUCGAAAACAGCCAACUGUGUUGCACUGUGCACAUGUGAGGCAGAGUAUAUGGCACUGACAGAUGCAGUGCAGGAAGCCAAGUUCUUAAAGCAGUUGUGUGUUGAUCUAAAUAUUGUUCAGGUAAGUUAUAGUGUUCUGGCUCUCUCCUCCGCAGAGGUUUCAAUGAACUUUACAUGGCGUUUACCAUUUUGAACCGCUGUCUGAAAGAUGCGCAGGUGGAGACGGGGAAAGCAGCAAGCCAAACCUCUGCCAGAAGUCAGUCGAAAAAGUGCUAAAUUGGUCCUCAAAACAAUACUUCACCAAAAAUAAAGAUUGCAGAAGAUUCAUUUCUGCCUUUUGCCAAGUUAAUAUGAUCAGGUACAAACACUACGUACUAGAUGUCCAAAAGGUAAAACCAAUAAAGUUGUCAAAUAACUUUGCAUGCAUGGUCUUUUCAACAGCAUGUAGACAUUCGAACUUCGAAGCCUCUGCCAAACCAGUUCUUUUUCAGUUGAAGUAUAAGCAAUCAAAGUGCAAACACAUAUUAAAACUGAUCAGCAAAGUGUCCAGCUAACAUAUAGAUAAUUGUUGAACAUAGUUGGAAAGAAAAACCCCUCUUUUUACGUUUUAAAAUGAACUUCAAGAUGAACUUCGCAUAGCCACAUGCACUUCGAAAGUUCAAAACAACAAAUGAGAACAACGCGCAUGAUGGACACAUGAUUAGACUUAUUGUUGCCGCUGACCAAUAGAAUAGCUCCGUGCUGUCAUGUGCUCUAGUUCCCUUUGAAUUUAGCGAGGGCAUGUUCGGUAUAGGGAGGUGUCAGUUUGAAAAAGGUUUUUGGUCAAAACUUUCAUUCAUAUAUAAGCAUCUUCAUUGCAAAACAAUAGUUGAUGGUUUCGGCAAUUAUUUAUACUACCCCCCUCCCCAAUUAAAAGCAUGGAGGGUGCAUCACAUCCAUCACCUUUUUCACUUUUUACAUCAGACCUUAGGCAUAUCACUAUCAAUCCAGGAUGAAUUGGAGUAAAGUGCAAGAGGAAGUUCUAACAUUUGCAAUGUUGGGGCAUAACCUUUGCAUACUUGGUAAAUCAGGUUAGUGGACAUGCAUAACCAUAUAGUAUAAAUACGCUGAUUUUGAAAUAAUUAUUUGUGUUGUUUUUGUACUAUGUAAAAGACGAGCUGGAUUAACGCUAUACUGCAAGUUUUGAAUGGCUUCAAACAUGAAAAUAAUAGAUGCCGUAUCAUUAGGAUUAGCAUUGUAUAAAGAAUACUAAAGAGAAUGAGUUUUCUCAGGUAUAAAACCACUGCACAUGGUGCAUAUAUAUAUUAUGGUUGACAUGCUUUGCCAAAAAGCUUAUGAAUGAUUAAUGAUUGUUUGAAAUGGUGUUUUGUAGGUGCAGCUAAACACCGCGGAACUACCUGCAUCGCUUGUCAUUCAAAGAUCUCUUGAAUGCCAGAAUGUUGUGAACCAAAUAAAAUCCUUGGACGUUUUGAUAUGAGACGAAAUUUCAAUGUCAAGUAUGCGUCUUCUCAACAUUGUCAAUCUGCUCCAACAGAACAUCCAUAACAAUACACUGCCCUUUGGUGGAAUUCUGGUUAUCCUGUCUGGCGAUUUUCAUCAGUUAAAACCAAUCCCAGAUGUCCUAGACUCUGGCGAUCCAGUUUACAAGUCCAUCAUUUUUGAUAAGGUCUUCCCACAUCGAAUUGCUUUGACCAGAAUAAUGAGGCAAGGUGAGGGAGAAAUGCGAUUGAAGGAUGCUCUUGAUUCAAUAAGGUUAGGUAAAUGUGACGAUGAAACCGAGGUAUAUCUUUGUGGAUUAUCUAGAAGUUGUACGGGAACUGGCGACACACCACAUAUUCAUAUUUAUUUUACGAAGCUACCUGUAGCUGUCCAUAACUCAUAUAUGCUAAUAAACCUUCCUGGUCAAGUGCUGAAAUUCGAAAGUACUGACACUGGCCACAAAAUACUACUUAAAGACACUUUCGCCGAAAUUUUAAUGCUAAAACCUGGAUGUAAAGUAAUGCUGUUGUUCAACAUAAAUGAUGAUUUGAAGAAUGGAACAUUCGGUACUUUCAUUAAUUCAAGUAACAGCAAUAGUCUUCAAGUUGAAUUUCCAAAUGUUGGAAUAGUAACCCUGCAGUGCAAAACAUGGUAUAAGUAUGAUCAUGCUGGGCAUGUUCAAGCUAGCCGUAUGCAGUUUCCUCUACGUCCGUCCUAUGCAAUUAUGGUUCACAAAGCACAGAAUACUACAUUAGACAGUGUUGUUGUGCAUUGUAGUCAAGAAUUUGAUUCCGGUCAAACGUAUGUAGCAUUAUUGAGGGUAAGGAGUGAAGACAACUUCCAAGUGAUUGGAUUUCAGAAACGAUAUCUUCUCCCACCACCACCAGAAAUUGCCCAAAUUGCUACUACUCGGCAUGGCAACCCUGUCGAAACAUUUAAAUGCUGUUCAAACGUAGAAUUGGACAGAGAGAAUUACAAGUUAGAUUGUAAUAAUCAAUAUGAAGAUCAUAGCGAAUUCUUUGAUAACGACAUAGCAACUGAAGAAGAAAUUGCGAAACAAUGUUUCGAGGCAAAUCAAGGGAAUGCAGUCGAUUUAGAUGGAAUUUUGCACUCUAUGACUGAUGAUGCCAGUGAUACUUGGUUAAUCUCCCCUCCAUCUGAAUUUUCCAUAAAGACAUUUUUGGGGUCAUUGAAGAAUGAUUCAAAUACAGACAAAAUGAGUGAACUCAUAAAGGAGCAGCAAAUUAUGCCUUAG
Messenger RNA from Paramuricea clavata, 7563 nucleotides. NCBI's taxonomy places the organism in Eukaryota, Metazoa, Cnidaria, Anthozoa, Malacalcyonacea, Plexauridae. The record is from the annotation of a GenBank genome assembly.